Messenger RNA from Cylicocyclus nassatus, 447 nucleotides. NCBI's taxonomy places the organism in Eukaryota, Metazoa, Nematoda, Chromadorea, Rhabditida, Strongylidae. The record is from the annotation of a GenBank genome assembly.
AUGCGAUCGAUCAUAGCUAUACUUUUCACAUUAACUCAUGUUGGAGGUCAACUGGGAGGUGGCACAACAUGUUGCUGUUGUACGCCAAAUCAAGCUGCUGCGCCUGCUUCUAAUGCUCAAGUCCUCCCUCCAGUAGUUGUUCCUGUUUGCUGUCCAUGUCCAGCACAGGCGGCGCCUGCGAUGCCGGCAGUGCCACAAACGCGAAACAUUCACAUUCAUAUACCCGUGCCGACUACAACACCCCGACCUAGAAACAUUUACAUCCACUUACCCAAUCGACAGGGAGGACCACAAGGACCAGGCAUGGGGCCAUGGGGAGGAAUGGGAGGAAUGUAUAAUCCCAUGAUGAUGAUGUACUACCCUUUGCUGUACAGCCUUUUGUUGGGUGGUUAUGGUGGUGGUUAUGGUGGUUAUGGUGGUUCAUUCCCAAUGUGCGUUCCUGCGUAA